GUUGUAACACAGUUGCACGUCGUCAAUUCGUUGACUUUUGGAAGCCAAACUCUCUAGAUAUUACAAGGCGUCAUUAACUACAUCAAUAUCUCAUUUCUUUGGUCAAAAUUCAGGCAUCAAUCAUCUAUCUCUCCACUAUCGAUAAUCAUGGCUUCUUCUUCCUCCUCAUCAGAGCAUAAAGUGUUCCUGAGUUUUAGAAGAGAGGACACCGGUAGAACUUUUGUCAGCCAUCUAUACCGUUCGUUGGAUCAAAAAGAAAUUCGAACUUACAAAUUUGAAAACCAGCAGGCGGGAGACGGAAAGAGGAUAUCUUCUGAGGUCAAGCAGGCUAUCAACGAGUCUAGGAUUGCUGUCGUUGUGAUAUCGGAGAACUACGUCUCUUCCGUCUUGUGCUUGGACGUACUCGCGAAGAUAAUUGAGCGUUUGCCUCUCAUCAAAAUCGAAACAGUCUUCUACGAAGUGGAUCCGGGGGAUUUGACAAGACCAACUGGUAAAUUCGCCGACGACUUCAGGAGGCAUGAAGCGAGAGAAAAUCGGAGAACCGUGAAUCGUUGGAGGGAUGCACUGGACCAAUUGGUUAGCAUCACCAACAGUAAUUUUUGUUCGCGCAAUUGGGAGGAUGAUUCCAAGAUGAUCGAUGAUCUAAUCAUCAGACUAAUCAAUAUUUAUUUUUCUAAAUACUACACACCGGACGUAGAUAUAAUCGCAGAAACGACAGUUGGCCUAGACGCGAGCGUUCUGGGAUUGAUGACAGAUAUCGAUAUGAAGUACAAACUCAACAGUCUGUCUGGGUCUGUAGAAUCUGGAUUUGGACUUGAGAGAUAUGCACUUGAAGCCACAUCUGUUAUGGACGAUAUGUCAAAUGAAUCGCCUUCUCCCACAUCUGACGACUCCAACGGUCUUGUUGGGAUGUAUCGUCAUAAGAAAGCGGUCUAUGGAUUGCUUGAUUUGGAAUCUAAGAACCAGGUCCGUACAAUUGGCAUUUGGGGUUUCCAAGGCGUCGGGAAAACGACACUUGCUGAAUGUGUUUUCGACGACAUCUCAAGCCACUUUCAACACUACUGCUUCCUAACCAAUGCCAAUAAAAUCUAUCAGAACCGCAUCUCACCAAGUUUACUAAAACAUCUUACAAGGAGAAGGAGUUCUGAAGACAUAUUUGAUGCCAUCAAACCAAGUCUUGUAAACCGAAAAGUCCUGUUUGUUGUUGAUGGUGUUGAUGCUACUUACAAUGAACAAUUUAACGAUGCCAUGAAGGUUACCCGUUGGCUCGGUCCUGGCAGUAGAAUUAUCAUGACAUCUAGAUUCAAGUCUUCGCUUAAGUUCGGUGGGGCAAAAUACGAGAUGGAGUGUCUGAGAUAUGAGGAAGCUCUACAACUCUUCUCUCUAUACGCUUUCAAGAAAACUUACCCUCUUAUUGGUUUUGAACUAUUCUCCAUUCGUGCUGUCCACUUUGCUGGACGUCUUCCUCUGUCCCUGAAAGUACUCGGUUCAUUUCUAUAUGAUAAAGACGAAGAGAGUUGGAAAAGAACAUUGCACAAGCUAGAAGCAUCACAAGAUAACGAUCGUCGUUAUGUCUCUAACUACAUCGGGGCAGGUGAAUACCUUCCAAGACGUCAAAUAGAAUUGGAACAAUAUGUAAGUCCAGAUGAAGAAGAAUAUUCACCUUCAUAUAUCAUGUCACUUUGACAAUCAAAGUGCAUAAGCCUACUCGAAACAUUUGGUUAUGUUUCUGUUAUCUAUGUUGUUCGCUCAUUAUAUUAAUGUUGUUCAGCAUUUAAUAAGACUAACAGGGGGGGGAGUGGUCUUGUCCCUCUUGUAGUACCUGGAUAGUGCAAGGUGUUAGUAUCUAUGCAAAAGUUGCAAUUUACAUUUAUACUUCUUGUAUCCUGAAAUGCGAUUCCUAGGUGUUGUCGUGAAGGACUGAGAUCGAAGAAGAUAAAAUGUGAGACAAGAUGCUUGCCAGAGAUUUGAGACUUAAAAGUAGUGCAAUGACAUGAUUCAAUAUCAUUCUGCUCAGAUUUAACC
Arabidopsis thaliana (thale cress) is the source of this 2025-nucleotide messenger RNA. Its product is annotated as Disease resistance protein (TIR-NBS class). The record is from RefSeq and is marked reviewed. The transcript has 2 exons. Lineage: Eukaryota; Viridiplantae; Streptophyta; Magnoliopsida; Brassicales; Brassicaceae. The coding region runs from base 148 to 1686 and encodes 512 amino acids. Gene Ontology annotation, molecular function: ADP binding. Gene Ontology annotation, biological process: defense response; signal transduction.